Solanum tuberosum (potato) is the source of this 2157-nucleotide messenger RNA. Its product is annotated as DNA-directed RNA polymerase II subunit RPB1-like. Lineage: Eukaryota; Viridiplantae; Streptophyta; Magnoliopsida; Solanales; Solanaceae. Bases 1 to 2157 code for a protein of 718 amino acids. The record is from RefSeq and is a predicted model, not a curated record. The transcript has 3 exons.
AUGGGUUCCAAGACAAUUCUAUUUCUUGGCAUUCUUUUGGCUAUUUUUGCAAUGAUAAGCUCAGACACCUCAGUGAAAUUGGAUAACAAGAAUGAUGAACACCAUGACGGAUAUAAUGGCAUUGGCGGGUAUUCUAGUGAUGGACAUGACGAAUAUAAUAGUGGAUAUAAGCCUCGAGAUGGUGGAAAUAAACCUCCACAUGACGGAUACAAUCCUCCAAGUGGCGAAUACAAUCCCCCACAUGAUAAAUAUAAACCCCCUAGUGAUGAAUACAAACCUCCACGUGGCAAAUAUAAUCCUCCACAUGAUAAAUAUAAACCUCCUAGUUAUGAAUACAAACCUCCAAGUGACAAAUAUAACCCCCCACAUGAUAAAUAUAAACCCCCUAGUAGCGAAUACAAACCUCCAGGUGAUAAAUAUAAACCCUCACAUGACAAAUACAAACCCCCUAGUGACGAAUACAAACCUCCAGGUGACAAGUAUAACCCCCCACAUGACAAAUAUAAACCUCCUAGUGAUGAAUACAAACCUCCAGGUGACAAAUAUAAACCUCCUAGCGACGAAUACAAACCUCCAGGUGAUAAAUAUAAACCCCCACAUGACAAAUACAAACCCCCUAGUGACGAAUACAAACCUCCAGGUGACAAGUAUAACCCCCCACAUGACAAAUAUAAACCUCCUAGUGAUGAAUACAAACCUCCUAGUGACGAAUAUAACCCCCCACAUGAUAAAUAUAAACCCCCUAGUGACGAAUACAAACCUCCAGGUGACAAAUAUAAACCCCCACAUGACAUAUACAAACCCCCUAGUGACGAAUACAAACCUCCAGGUGACAAGUAUAACCCCCAACAUGACAAAUAUAAACCUCCUAGUGAUGAAUACGAACCUCCAGGUGACAAAUAUAACCCCCCACAUGAUAAAUAUAAACCCCCUAGUGAUGAAUACAAAGUUCCAGGUGACAAAUAUAAACCCCCACAUGACAAAUACAAACCCCCUAGUGACGAAUACAAACCUCCAGGUGACAAGUAUAAAACCCCUGGUGACGAAUACAAAUCUCCAAGUGACAAAUAUAACCCCCCACAUGACAAAUACAAACCCCCUAGUGACGAAUACAAACCUCCAGGUGACAAGUAUAAAACCCCUGGUGACGAAUACAAAUCUCCAAGUGACAAAUAUAACCCCCCACAUGACAAAUACAAACCCCCUAGUGACGAAUACAAACCUCCAGGUGACAAGUAUAAAACCCCUGGUGACGAAUACAAAUCUCCAAGUGACAAAUAUAACCCCCCACAUGACAAAUACAAACCCCCUAGUGACGAAUACAAACCUCCAGGUGACAAGUAUAAAACCCCUGGUGACGAAUACAAAUCUCCAAGUGACAAAUAUAACCCCCCACAUGACAAAUACAAACCCCCUAGUGACGAAUACAAACCUCCAGGUGACAAGUAUAAAACCCCUGGUGACGAAUACAAAUCUCCAAGUGACAAAUAUAACCCCCCACAUGACAAAUACAAACCCCCUAGUGACGAAUACAAACCUCCAGGUGACAAGUAUAAAACCCCUGGUGACGAAUACAAAUCUCCAAGUGACAAAUAUAACCCCCCACAUGACAAAUACAAACCCCCUAGUGACGAAUACAAACCUCCAGGUGACAAGUAUAAAACCCCUGGUGACGAAUACAAAUCUCCAAGUGACAAAUAUAACCCCCCACAUGACAAAUACAAACCCCCUAGUGACAAAUACAAACCUCCAGGUAGUAAGUAUAACCCUCCAAAUGACAAAUAUAAAUCUCCUAGUGAUGAAUACAAACCUCCGGGUGACAAAUAUAACCCCCCACAUGACAAAUAUAAACCCCCUAGUGAUGAAUAUAAAUCUCCAGGUGACAAGCAUAGUUCCCCACAUGAUAAAUAUAAGUCCCCUAAUGACGAAUACAAACCUCCAAGUGGUGGAUACAACCCUCUCAUUGGUGGCCAUGAUAAAGGAAAUUCUGGAAGUGCUGGAGGUGGAGGAGUUCUUAGGGACCAUGCUGGACAAAUGAUUAUGGCUUUCAGUGCCUAUUUUGGUUUUUGCUUAAAUAAUUCAGCUGAGGCUCUAGCUCUAAAGACUGGCCUAAGAUGCAUGGUGUCUAGAUCAUGGUUUUCACAGAGUUACUGUUGA